Messenger RNA from Amoebophrya sp. A120, 4690 nucleotides. NCBI's taxonomy places the organism in Eukaryota, Dinophyceae, Syndiniales, Amoebophryaceae. The record is from the annotation of a GenBank genome assembly.
UCUAUGGCUAGGAGCAGUACAGACGAGGUUUCGCACGCAUAUUUUUUUUCAAGUACAGAAUUGCUAGUCUACUUGUGACCAUCUUUCCUUCAAAGUUUGUUUCGAGCUACCAAUCUUCGCAAAACAAAAAUUAUGAAAACCAAGGGCAAGGCCAGGACGAGCAGUCCAGCUGCGUCCUCUCCUCCUGCCAGCACGCAAAAGUUGCAGGACGACCUCUUCCUGCUUUUCGAAAAGGGGAGUCUCGCAGACCAAGCCGCAGCCUUGGUCGCGCUGGAAAAGAUUGGGGUAAAAAACUCUCCUACUGCUUCUCCGAAGAUGAAAAGCAAGAGCAGCCCACAGAAGAAUAAUUCCCCGAAAUUGACAUCAACAACCGCGAGCAAGCCUCCCAGUGGAGCGACCGGACUGAAGGUCAUUCUGAAACCCGGCCCGCGGGGAAGAAGCAAAGAACAACAGCAGGAUGAAAAGAACAAAAAAUCAAGUGCGAAGACGAGUACGCAAGUGCCAGCAGCUACGCCGAGCCCCACUGGGAAAGAUCAGAAGCAAAAGGAACCAAAUGCAAAUAGCACAACAUCAUCCAAAACUGGCAGCAGCAAGGUCCAGCCUGUCCUUUCCCCUGGGCAGGAUCCCGAGGAGCUUCUGUUUCCAAAUUUGAGCAAGAAGGAAGCGAACGAUCGCUGGUACAAGCACAGAAAAUUCGCGGACGAAGGCAGUUGGGUUUGGUACAACGAACAAUGGCGAUGGAAGUUGCACAGCAGCAGCGCCAUCGACACCCCAGGCAGCUCGAUCAAAACCAGCUCGUUGAGCCCGGCGAAAGGAGGCGCGCCGCCGUCUGCAUCACCAGUCGUGAAGGGGAGCCACAAGAAGCAAGAAGCAGAGCCUGGCAGGAAGGGGAGCAACUCAUCUGGUGGAGGGGGAAAGCGACAGGUGGGGGAGUUCCUCAUCGAGGAAUCAGAUGAAGAUGGCGAUGGCGCAGCCGAGGAUGCUGAGGCAGAGGACGACGACGAGGAGGAGGAAGAAGAGGAGGAGGAUUUAUGCAAGUUUGUAGUGUCACUGUCACAAGCAUCAUGCUUUGUCAAUGCAACCGCACCUAUAAUUUGUCUGGGGUCUUUUUCGACGCGACCGUUUCCGUUUGCAUUCUGGCGUCGCUCACAACUUUUUGGUGCACCAGUAUUCAUUGUUCUUGAAAAUGACCUAGCAAUAGCAUAGCGCUUGUUACAUGUUUCCAUUCGAUACCCUGACGAAGAAGAUGAAUAUGAAGAUUGCGAGGACGAUGUGGACGCCGCGGAGGAGGAGGAGGAGGAGGAAGACGACGAUGAUGAAGGUAUCAAAUGCGACAGCGUCAUGCGUAUCAAAGCCUGUGCGAUGUUGAUGUACCAUCAGGAGGUUUUUUUGCAUUCACAACUGGUGUAUUUGUCGUUGUAUGAAGUCCAAAUUCACACGGAUUUGCAUUUGCUAUGGUCGUGUCACAUCUUCAUCAGUGGAAGUCAAUGUUCAUUCCGCUUCUGCUAUGUAUCUUGCCCUGCGGAGCACAAAGAAAUAACCUCACAACUAGUACUAGCAAAACACACUCGACGCUGCUUUUCUCACACUCUAUACUUGAAGAGGACGAGGAGGAGUCCGACGACGCAGCAGAGGACGCAGACAAGCCGAUCACGGGAUCCAUCUUUGCAGCCAGUGGGAAAAACGCAAGCAUUUUCGGGACGACGAGCAGCAGUAUCCUGAACCCGUCCGGCAGUGGUGCAACCGGAGCGGGGUCCUUGUUUUCCUCUUCGGGGCCGGAGAUCGGCAUUGGGAAGCCAUUGAAUCUGUUCGGAGGUGGAGGCGGAGCAACAUCAUCUUCGGCAUUCUCCUUUUCUACAUCUCCUGAGAAAAAACCUGCAACACUGGAUUUCAGCAACGCCUUCCCGGUGAACUAUUCGCCACCGAAAAACCUUUUCGGGGGUGGGAGUCCAGUGCAGCAGCCUGCCAGCGGCAGCGACACGGUUGCUUCCGGUUCAGGUACUAGCUCCAGUUCAGCAGCAGGAAAUAAACUCACCAGUCCGCUCUUUUCGUUUGCUUUACCGCCCACAACGGCCAAGAAAGAUAACGAAGCAGCACUAGGUAGGAAGGAUGGUAAAUCGAAGGAGGCAACUUGUAAAGCGAAAACAAACAGUCCGAAAUCCAGCGGUAUUAAGGCAAGAGGUGCCGAUCCAGAAGUUUCCGCAUUGCAUUCUGAGCUGGCUCGGGAUGGCGGAGGUGGAGUACAAGAACCAGCAGUAGUAACAGGGGCGUCGGCAAAGAAAAAUCCGCUGAAGCCUCUUCCCAAACGCCAAGCUGAUUUUCCCGCGCCGCGGACGUCGGACACGAGCACGAGUAGCAAUGCGACUUCUUUGUUCUCGAACAUCACUGUUGGAACGGCCACGACCAGUAGGAGUGCUGCGCCAGCACAGGGGGAAGCGAAGAAGGAUCAUCAGCAACCGACCACAGCUGCGUUUUCACCACCUGCAUCUCCACCCAACGAUGAAACAGCAGAAGAUGCGCCGGUAGUGCUCGCUUUCGGGGGCGCGAUUCGAAACCAGAUGAAGUCGGUUUUUGGCGACCGGCCGGUCUUUUACAGCGAGCAGGAGAAGGAAAAAAUCAAUAACGAGGUUUCGAAGGAACGAAAACCGGUCAUCUUGACGAGGAGAAAAGAUGAUAGCAGCGGAUUCGGGACAAGCCCCCUGACUGUGUUUGGGCAAGCGAUCAAGGCAGAGAACAGUACAGAAGAGGAAGAGAAGCAAGAAAUCGAACAGUUUUUGAAGCACGAAAAACUGCGACUUGGGCCGCUUUGGGGCAGGAACGAUUGCGUCCAUUCGUUUUCCGCAUACAAGACCUUUGCGCAGAACAUUCGUGUGAACCUACUCGCUUUGUCGUUCGACCAUGAGAACACUACGGCAGCUGCAGCUUCACACUCAAAGGAGACAUCCCAGGUCUCGAAUUUAUUUUUCCUUGGUUUUCAAUCUGAAUUUUCGCACAUCAUGUGUAGCACGUCGUUACACGGCGGCUCUUUUUCCACCAGCAGGACUUUCUCUACUAUGUGAUUUCGAUCAGAAAAUCAGGAUCAGGAAGAUAAUAAACCCAAAACAGGCUCUCCCCGCCGCCUCUCCCAUUUUUAAACCUACCAGCCGAAGAAGGAGGGAGAACCCGAAUUCCGUCCAGUUUGUCAACUACUUUGCCGUCCCGGGAGUCAGGACCAGCUCUUCCCUGGUCUCCUCUCCUGCCUCAGCGCGCAGUCAGAGCCCUUUGGACGGAGAAUCCGCGCUGCCCAGUGUGAAGUUUCAAGAACGGCUAGAACAAUUUUUCAAGCACGAGGCCAUGACUGCAGAUCUUCACUUCGCAGACUCGACAUGUGAUGAAAAAGACGACUCCACUUCACUGGGCGUUUUCGGAGGCUUACCAUCCGCAACAGCAUCAAAACCACGAGCGACUCGUCGUUCCAUUUCAACUCUCCCCCUCCCAACGCGGCUCUACACGGAAGCCCGGUGGUUCCCAUUUCUCGCCACUUUGCUUUCCGAAGACGAGGUGUUGCAGAUCUCCCGGCACAUCUGCUUUUCCCUGCUCCCGGGCUACUACGAGGACAGCGACAACCACUUGGCGGAAACCGCGGACAGCUUUCUGUUGUGGGCCUGUUUGGAAAAGUGGUUCGUGAAGAAACUUUUCGCCCAGGAACUUCCCGAAUCGAGGCGGAAGCAGUUGAAGCUCACCACGCUCGCGUGGAGUAACAAGAUUUUCAGCCACCUUGCGAUUGGGUUUCUACCGCUGUCGAAAAUAGAACACUUUUUGAAGGGCUUUCUACUGCACGGCGUGCACUGGUUGUUUCAGUUUUGCAUCGCUUAUGUCGAGGAACUUUACAAGGUGGUGAUGGCAGGAGCCCCCAGGCGUAAUGACGCUGCAGCAUCAUUCUUCACCCGCCCGGACGUCUUGCAGCUUCUCCGGAACGAGGAUGUGCGGCACAGCGGAAAGCAGAAUCGGGCGGUCAAAAAUUUCGGAAACGAAAAGCACGGCUCAGCCUCUUCUUCACACCGCAUCGCGUUUUCGUGGGACACGGUGCUCAACAAGGCGGGAACCAUUGACAACAACUUCAAAAACAGCUUCGACAUUGACAGUUUUUGCGAGGAGCAUUUCGACGGCCUGAAUUUGCGAAAGUUGCGGGAAAAGGAGCUAGGGAACUUGAAACUGGAAAUCGAGGAACAGGAGCGACUGAACAGGAGAAGCUUGGUUUCGGAGAGCGGUGUGGGAGUCAGCGUGCGGAAGGAGCCCUCUGCUGGUGGAUCGCCGUUACAGGACGUGAGCUCCAUUGGAAGCUCGUGCUUCACUGCGUCGAGUAGCAGCAGUAGUAGCUCGGAGGAGGAAGAGUUGUCCUCGGGUUCAUAGGCGUAGUUGUAGACUUUCGUAGGAGCAGGACCAUAAUAUCGCGACUUAUGAUGGUGUGCACAGACAGGAGCAUAUUCAUAGACAGUUUCAGUUUCUUUUUCUUGAACAUUCACCCGCCACGUUUUGGAACUAACCGUGUGUGGACUUACAGGUGGGGUGUGAGUCAAGUUUAAAGAUGCAGGCUCGCUGAUCAUUGGUCCUUUGGACUACAACACACUGGACAGCAUUUACCUAUAUUCACAUUUUGGACAAAAUCAAAGAAAAGCAGGUAAUAGCAACAAAGUAAUUUGAGUCUUCA